AUGCGUAAGGGAAGAGGAAAGGCGAAGAAGGUAACUUCCAGCAACCAUGAAGAUCCAGGAAGUGGCAAGGAAGAAAAACCACCGGCUCAGAAGAGGAGAGGGAGACCACAGAAGGUCUUGAGGGAUGAAUUGGACAAGGGAGAAGUAGAAAAGAUAGAAGAGGAAGAUGGUGGUGAUGCAAAGCUGAGUAUCUCUAGCAAAGAAAAGGAAGACCGAACUUCAUCGGAGAAUGGGAAGAAGAGGAAACGUAACUCACAGGUAAGAGGGAAACUGGAUUUGGUGAAAGAGGAGAAAGGCAUUAGUACAAGAUCAAGUGGCGAUGAUAUGACCAAGUUGAAUGGAUUCCGGCAUAAUGGAAGCAGGCGUAAAAGCAAACCUCGCCGAGCUGCUGAAGUAGGGGUGGAAUGCAAGUGA
Molecule: messenger RNA, 414 nt
Organism: Eucalyptus grandis
Lineage: Eukaryota; Viridiplantae; Streptophyta; Magnoliopsida; Myrtales; Myrtaceae
Exons: 1
Coding region: 1-414 (137 amino acids)
Source: RefSeq, a predicted model, not a curated record